UGACCUUCCUGGGCAUCUUCCAAGUCGUCAUGCUGAGCGGCUGGUAUGUUAUUCAUAUUUUCUGGGCGCGACAAACUCAUGCCCGCGGUUCGUCAUAUCUAAGUAAGCAAGAAUAAAGGCUAUGGUGGAAAUGGCAUUGAGCUUGCCCUUCUCGUUCACCCCCCCUCGGGCGCCGGUGACCAGAGUCGAACACAAACCAGCUUGGGACUCUCUGUCGACGCCAUGGCCGACCUUCUGUGCUACCCCCACCCACUCGUGACGAGCAACGUCCUGUACGUCCGCGACGUCCCGUUUCGCGUAAAGUGGGACAACCUCGUCACCACGUUCAAGGCCUGCGGACCUGUUUCGCAGCUCGAGGUGACAACAACGAAGGGAACAAGCAAGAAAAACCGCUGUCGGACAUGGGCCGUGUGCUUCCAAGACAUCGCUCACGCCGAGCUGGCAUUCGCGACGCUGCGCGGAACGUCCAUCAAAGACCUUCCCCUGGCGUUGCCCUGUCCCCUCACCCUUUUCCAUUCCGCCCAUCCCAGCGAGAGCGACGCGUCGUCCGCGUCCUGGGCGCUGCCGCAAUACGUCGUCGGCGUGAAGCUACAAGCACUCGCCGAGACGAACAUUUUCUCUCUCUUCUCUAUCUUCCGCCGCGCCGGUCCUCUGGUGUCUCUGCGUCUGGACGUGGACAUUGGGCGCGAUGCCCCGGUCUGUGUGGUCCGGUAUUGGAGCCUUGACCAUGCAGAUGCUGCUGCUCCUGGGGUGACGGCUGCGCUGCGCGAGCGGUUCCAGCUGUCUGGCAUCGUCUCGCUGAAGAGCUAUGACCCUUGCACGAUAUUGAUCACGAACCUUGACAGCGGUCUCGAGGCAAAUGAUAUACACGGUCUCUUCAACAAGUUUGGUACCAUCAUUGAGUAA
Molecule: messenger RNA, 906 nt
Organism: Phanerochaete carnosa HHB-10118-sp
Lineage: Eukaryota; Fungi; Basidiomycota; Agaricomycetes; Polyporales; Phanerochaetaceae
Exons: 4
Coding region: 223-906 (227 amino acids)
Molecular function (GO): RNA binding
Source: RefSeq, a predicted model, not a curated record